AGGCACUUGGCCAUUCGGUCUAGUAUGGUGCAACGUCUACGUUACCUGUGACGUUCUAGCAUGUUCUGCAUCCAUCAUGCAUAUGUGUUUCAUCAGCCUUGGAAGGUACCUGGGCAUCCGAAAUCCUCUGAAGACCAGGCACAGUACUACUACGAGAACAGUUGUGCUCAGGAUAGCUUUGGUGUGGCUCUUAUCCAUGUUAGUUUCCAGCUCAAUCACAGUUUUAGGUAUAAUUAACCCAGAGAACAUAAUGCCAACAGACGGCCAAUGCGUGAUAAACAACAGAGCCUUCUUCGUAUUCGGCUCCGUCAUAGCGUUUUACGUCCCCAUGGUGAUCAUGCUUGCCACGUACGCCAUGACAGUUCAACUGCUACGCAAGAAGGCGCGUUUCGCCGCACAGCAUUCGGCGGAGAAUGCCGAACAUUUCCGAAGGCUGGGCGGACGAAUGUAUUGCGCGGACCAGCAACAAGCACCGCCCAAAGGGGAGGCGGAGAGGGAGAAACAGGUUGAGCAUGGUUUGUGGAGGACGCAAGGGUCAGGUGAAAGACCGGGUAGCAACCUAAGGUUACACUCUUCCCAUUCUCAGUUGUCAUAUGCGAAUGGUGGCAACAGUAGGCAAGAUCAAAGUACGCAGACUCCAGAAAAUAUCGCCAGAGAGACGAAGAACUUCAAGUUAAGGUCACUGAAACUGCAGUUGAAUAACACCACUUCCAAUCUCACGAAUUUCCGGUCACUCAUCUGCAAUCAAUAUUGAGUAAAAUGCUUUGUUAGAACCACAAAUGCCCAUGACCAUCUACAUC
Molecule: messenger RNA, 800 nt
Organism: Acanthoscelides obtectus
Lineage: Eukaryota; Metazoa; Arthropoda; Insecta; Coleoptera; Chrysomelidae
Source: the annotation of a GenBank genome assembly